GAAAUAUAUUUUAUUGGUGAAUGCAACUCGAAUGUUUUCUACGAUUGGCCGACGAGCCUCUCCCAGAGAUUUUUAGGAGAGCGACACGAAGGGAACCAUUUUCAACUAUUAAAAACUAUUCCUAGGAGCCUCCGGAGUCAUCGGUGACGUCAGAGAGUAGAAUUUUGAAGGUUAAAAUUUGACAGCACCCCGAGCUUCGACCAUCAAAAACUGAGAAGCUUCGGGUUUUUGUAAGGUGUGCAAAGUGGAUCGUUGAUCAUCGUACAAGUUUUUAAUCGCACGUGUAUCAAACCAGUUAUUAUUUUGUUGACCUCAAAUUUAUAUUCAUAUUACAACAUACUUCACUCUGCUGAGCUAAGGUUAAGGAGGAGCCAUUUCUCAAUAAAAUGGCAGUAGGAACAACAUUGCAGAAAGCCAUCGACUUGGUGACCAAGGCCACCGAAGAAGAUCGGAACAAGAACUACGAGGAAGCCCUCAAACACUACGAACAUGGUGUCGAGUACUUCCUUCAUUCGAUCAAAUAUGAAGCUCAAGGAGAAAGAGCAAAGGAGAGCAUCAGAACAAAGUGUUUGCAGUACUUGGACCGAGCCGAAAAAUUGAAGGAAUACCUGAAGAAGGGUAAGAAAAAACCAGUUAAAGACGGAGAGAGUCACUCAAAGAGCGACGACAAAAAGAGCGACAGUGGAGACAGUGACGACGAUAGCGAUCCUGAAAAAAAGAAAUUACAGAGCAAAUUAGAAGGAGCGAUAGUAAUUGAAAAACCCCAAGUGAAAUGGAGCGACGUCGCUGGACUGGAUUUAGCAAAAGAAGCACUGAAAGAGGCGGUGAUACUGCCGAUACGUUUCCCCCAUUUAUUUACCGGGAAACGUAUUCCGUGGAAAGGCAUAUUACUUUUUGGACCUCCGGGUACCGGAAAAUCAUUCUUAGCAAAGGCAGUGGCGACCGAGGCAAAUAACUCAACUUUCUUCUCGGUAUCGUCCUCAGACUUGGUGAGCAAGUGGCUCGGCGAAUCUGAGAAACUUGUAAAGAAUCUAUUCGAAUUGGCCCGCCAGCACAGGCCUAGUAUAAUAUUCAUCGACGAGGUCGAUUCUCUGUGUUCUUCGCGUUCGGACAACGAAUCUGAAUCUGCUCGAAGAAUAAAAACCGAAUUCCUGGUCCAAAUGCAAGGUGUCGGUACCGACAACGAGGGGAUUCUUGUCCUGGGAGCGACUAAUAUUCCCUGGGUAUUGGAUUCUGCGAUCAGAAGGCGAUUCGAAAAGCGAAUCUACAUUCCUCUUCCGGAGGAGCCGGCUCGCAUGGUCAUGUUCAAGCUCCACCUUGGCAGUACGGCUCAUGUUCUGACGGAUGACGAUUUCAAGAAAUUAGCUGCUUCCACCGAGGGAUACUCCGGUGCCGACAUAAGCAUCAUUGUUCGAGACGCGCUUAUGCAGCCGGUCAGACAGGUCCAAACGGCGACCCAUUUCAAGAAAGUACGUGGACCCUCGCCGAAGGAUAAUACGAUAAUUGUUGACGAUCUUCUCACCCCUUGUUCUCCGGGUUCACCUGGUGCUAUUGAAAUGACGUGGAUGGAAGUAGACGGAGAUAAACUGUACGAGCCACCGGUGACCAUGAAAGACAUGAUGAAAUCACUGGCCACAACGCGUCCGACAGUGAACGAAGACGAUAUGGAAAAACUUGAGAAGUUCAAGGAAGACUUUGGCCAAGAAGGUUGAAGAUGCCAUCUCAUUUAAGGCUUAAGAAAUAAAAGAAUUUCACACUUACAUACUACACAGAGUUAUACACGCUUGCCUUAUUCCGAUUUAGGAUGAAAUACAGAUCCAGCGUUUGUACAAAAAUAUUAUUCACAAGAUUUUCCGUUCUAUUCCUUGUAAGAAAUUCGAUUUUGCCUGAUAUCGUCCGUCGUUGAAAUUAUGAAUAUCGCUAAGAGUUAUCAACGGCCGAAGUCGUUGAGUAUAUUCGUAAUUGUAAUCACGUGUAUAAAUAUUGAACACGCAGAAUUAAAGAAAAGAAAGAAAUCGAUCAAUAAUACGAUUUUAUGAGAAUUUAAUCAUUUUGUCACCUAUUGAUAAUGCAUUUUACAAAAGUUCUUGAGUCAACCGGUGAAAUCGGAGAUUCCUCAGUUUUUAUAUCGGAAAUAGCUACCAUUUUUUCGCUUCUACUCGAGUGUAGUAAACCCGAUUCCUGUGUAGUUUAGAAUCCUAGAGAUCUGUCUUAGACAAUUUGAGUAUCGAUCGUUCAAAGGUAUUUUUCUACUUGAUUACGAAUAUUGCUUUUUUUUCUUAGUUUUUUUUUAAGUUCAUGCGAUUAAUCUAGGAAAAUUCAACUCACACCAGGAAUGAAUUAUAAAUAGGCUUAAAUAUUCAAAUAAAAAUUAUAAAUUAAUAUCAUUUGAAUAUUUCGUGAUGUAUAUCGAUGUGUUGAUGAUAAGCAUAAUAAUACUUGUAUCGUGUAAAUUAUGUUUUUAUUGUUAACUAAAUAAAUAACAAGGUAUAUAGUUUA
Molecule: messenger RNA, 2499 nt
Organism: Athalia rosae (coleseed sawfly)
Lineage: Eukaryota; Metazoa; Arthropoda; Insecta; Hymenoptera; Athaliidae
Gene: Vps4
Product: vacuolar protein sorting-associated protein 4
Exons: 6
Coding region: 387-1712 (441 amino acids)
Biological process (GO): endosomal transport; vacuole organization
Molecular function (GO): ATP binding; ATP hydrolysis activity
Source: RefSeq, a predicted model, not a curated record